GCAGUUAGUUGUUUGUUACAUUGUUAGAGAUUAUGUAAUGUACCUAAAACUAUUGGCUAUAAUAUUAGCGUCAGCUUAUUCUUGCAGUAUUAUCAUGUCUGGGGUGCCACCUGCAAACAGGCUAUCCCAACUUGCUGCAAAACCCAUAUACAAUCUGGAAGAUGACCUCAUCAACCAAUCUACAUACAAGUCAAUAUCAGAGCUUAAAGAGACAAUUGAGGUACAACAUUAACAUGAGAGUGGCUGACGAUACGGAAGCAGCUUCAUUCUUACUGUACGACACAGAGGCGGUCAAACACCUCGGAGUUACUACCUCUGAUAUUAGGCUAGCUCAGUUGACAAAGGGUGGUAUCAAUGAGAAAUAUCAAACCGAACUGAACUCAUUGGUGGGACAAAAAUUUCUAUUCAAAGUUGCCGUUAAGAUGGAAGAUCUGAAUGCCUUUUAGCCAUGCAGGAUAAUUGUCACUAUGCUAUGUGGGGAGACAAGUGUCUUAACCAAGUUUUUGGAUAAGCAUUACAUGCACGAGCCGUCCGUAGGCUUUGAGAACUCAGAACUCCUCAGCAUGCAAACUGACUCUGUCCAAACUCAUAAUGGUACAAGAUCCCCAUCUGUCAAAAUUUUGGCCGCUGAUGUUGAUAGGUACUCCACCCCAAAGGAGAAAAUUAUUAGUGAAGGUUGGUCCAAAAAGCUCAUCGAACUUUAUCCUGACUCUUCAAAUGCGUCAUCUUCAAAAUGCAGGAAGGUUGUCAAUGGUGACAAUGCUAAUGCCAACAAGACAGUGGAGGAAUAGUUCAUGUAACGUUUCAAUGGCCACUACCAAUCCAUUUGUUGCUGGUCAAUUCGACAUUAGCCGGUUGAUGAAGCCUGUAUUUAGUUUGUUGUUUGUCUUGCUAUGUUGUUUUUAACAUGGAGUUGUUCCUAUUCUAUAUUUUAGUUUAUCUAGCGCUAAGUUAGUGUUCUAUGUGGUUGAACCCAACCCUUAUUUGCUUCAUAUGUAUGGAAUGUGUAGCAUGGGCACAUUUUGUAUCGAUAGUGCAACUGUGUGCCUGUUGUGUUGUCGUUUUUUCAAUUGAAUAAAAUAGUGGCCAUAACAUGUUAACUUGCAA
Molecule: messenger RNA, 1107 nt
Organism: Arachis ipaensis
Lineage: Eukaryota; Viridiplantae; Streptophyta; Magnoliopsida; Fabales; Fabaceae
Source: RefSeq, a predicted model, not a curated record